Messenger RNA from Hirundo rustica (Barn swallow), 732 nucleotides. RefSeq names its product chromosome 10 C2orf72 homolog (gene C10H2orf72). The coding region runs from base 1 to 732 and encodes 243 amino acids. The transcript is spliced from 3 exons. NCBI's taxonomy places the organism in Eukaryota, Metazoa, Chordata, Aves, Passeriformes, Hirundinidae. The record is from RefSeq and is a predicted model, not a curated record.
AUGGCGGCGGCGGACCUGCGGGAGCUGCGGACGCUGGUGGAGCGGGCCGGCGGCCGGCGGGCAGUAUUGCUGGUGGCCGAGGUGGUGGAGGGGGCCCCGGCGGCGCCCGCGCUGGCCGCCUUCGCCCGCGACCUCCUGGGCGACGAGGCGCCGCGCGCACCGUGCCCGGUGCCGGGGUACCGGGCGCGGCGAGCGGCGGGCGGCGGGCGGCGGGCGCUGGGAGCGCGGCUGCUGCUGGUGCUGUGCGGCGGCGGGGCGGCGCGGGGCCGCGGGGCGCGCACCCGCCUGCGGGAGGUGGUGCGGGACGUGCGAGGCCGCCUGCCCGCGGGGCCGCCGCCCGCCGUCGUGGGCGUCCUGCUGCCCGGUGGGGACGGAGAAGACGCGGCGGUGCUGGACGCGGCGCUGAGGCGGCACUUCCCGGCGCCCGGCACGGUGCAGGCGGCACGGUACAGCCCGGGCAGCCCCGGCGAUUGCCGCGCCGCCGCCUGCCGCGCCCUGCGGGCCGCCCUGCAGCACCCCGCAGAAAACAUGAAACACAGGGAGAGGUGGAGGCUCCCAUCCUUCCUGCAGUGCGUUUCUUGGAACCAGAGGAGCUGGAGAAAAGAUUACAAAGAAAAAGCUGAAAACAACAUUCAUGAAGAUGACCUGCAGGACCCUGAGGAAGAAGUGGCUCUGGCCAGCCUUUCCCCCAAUGGAAACUGUGAAGAAGCUGCUGGAGGUACAGGCACCUAG